Molecule: messenger RNA, 1674 nt
Organism: Phytophthora infestans T30-4
Lineage: Eukaryota; Oomycota; Peronosporomycetes; Peronosporales; Peronosporaceae
Exons: 4
Coding region: 1-1674 (557 amino acids)
Biological process (GO): DNA recombination; DNA integration
Molecular function (GO): DNA binding
Source: RefSeq, a predicted model, not a curated record
AUGAGCACUAGCCGCUACAAGGCAGAGCUCGUAAAGUUCAUGUCGUUCAAGGACGACAAGGAGUACACUGCUAACCACGAAUUCACGCCAGCGGACCUCCUCAGUAUCACGCCUGGACUGCUGUGCCGCUGGAUGAACACGCGGGCCUACGGAGAUUCAGAGCCCAGCGAAGACAUGAGGCCUGUUCACCUUCGGUCGAGCACGCUGGAGUUCGCCAAGAAAGCCAUCUCAGCGUACAUGCCUAGGAUCAACGCACCAUGGGACCCCGUGGCCAUGCAAGGCAAUCCAACACGCUCCGAUGAUGUCAACAAGCUCAUAAAAAGAGUCAAGCGCUUUGAAGUUCGUCGGGAAGGUGCUGAGUCAAAAGCUCGUCGCUCUUUUGAAUUUGAUGAAUUCAUGAACGUGUUGACGCUGGUAAGAUCGCUGCAUUCACGCUCUGAUGAACAACUCAUGGUUAGCAGUGUUUUGACACUGCAGUGGCAUAUUGUUGCUCGCAUCGACGACAUGAUGAAGCUUCAAUUUAACAAUUUCACUCACAACACUCAGUACCCGUCUACUAUUCUAUGUCAAAUGCGAUGGUCGAAAAAUAUAUCCGAAGAGAGAGACGCUCCGGAACAGAUUGUGGUUGGUAGUAUGGAUCCCAGAAUGUGUCCCCUGCUCAAUCUUGCAGUAUACAUCGAGGCAACGGUGAAUGUGGCAAGAUCUUCUUUCUUAUUUGGAAAUCCAAACGAUGGAGAUCGAGUGGUGAGGCGUUUUCUAGCUGACACAAUUAAAAAAUCGGAAUUUAAGUCGUUGAAGACGGGAAAGCUGGGAACGCACAGCUUCCGUAAAGGUGCUGCUACUUAUGCGACUCGUAGUGGCGUCGUCGACGUGUAUAUCGACAACACUCAGCCUUAUCCGGACGCAUGCACCGCCGCAGUCCUUGCUGGUCCAGCUGGACCUUGCUUUUACUCGCUGAAAGAGGGCAUGCGGUGUGUCACUACACCACUUCUCGUCGACGAGAUUGCUCCAACAAUUAAACAGGUCAUGGGAGAGCCAAUAGCAAAAACAUUGGCACAGGUGUUACUGUGGGCUGCGCUGGAGACGGAUUCCAGCUUUAAUUAUUGUCUUCUUCCGGAAAAGCUGAAAAAAAGAAUUUUACGGGCUUACAUUAACGCCGGUGGAAGUACGAAUUUGAAUCCGAUUCAAAGACAAGAAUUUUAUGUCUUGGGGGACGGGUCUCAGCUCAAUCUCGGGACUCAACGUGAAAUGGCUGCUGUACAAUCUCAAAUAGCGUCUGGCCGUCGCUACAUGGCAGAGGUUAUGAAUGAAGUACUGCGGUCCCGAAGCGAGUCACAUCGAGAGAUGCAAAAGAUACAAGCUAUCUUGAGACGGAUAGCCAUGCAGCCACCUAAAGACCUGUAUGAACUUUGGCACGAGUAUCAGCUCGGAUCCGGUGGGCUAAAACCAGCCAAGGAGUUUACAUCCAUUGAGCGAGGCGCAAACAAGUUCGCCUACUCCAGGCGGAAAGUCUUCUGGGAUGUUAUUUCUCAAUUGGUUCGCUCUGGACACACUAGCGACUCUGCAAUAGAUAGAGUGUAUCAAACGUACGGUAGGAAUCUCUCUGUGUCUAGUAUUUUAGUUAAACUUCGUACAGAUCGUAGACGUGGAGGACAUCCAAGUCUGCGAUUGUAG